Messenger RNA from Conger conger (European conger), 2297 nucleotides. Its product is annotated as hydroxylysine kinase-like. The record is from RefSeq and is a predicted model, not a curated record. Gene Ontology annotation, molecular function: amino acid kinase activity. Bases 641 to 1765 code for a protein of 374 amino acids. Lineage: Eukaryota; Metazoa; Chordata; Actinopteri; Anguilliformes; Congridae. The transcript is spliced from 6 exons.
GGUAACGACGCGGCAGACUGGAGUUAAGACAUAUAAAAAGUGAUCAACUCGUCUGGGUCUGUGUAAACAUAACAUGGUGUCAGAGUUAAUCUCGCAAUAUAAAAACAUAAGAACGUGGCGCAGUUACAGCCACCAAAAGCUUUAAGCCUGCAAGUCAAUCUUUCCGAGAAUUGGAAAAGUAGCAUCCCGCGGUUAGAAAUUGCACUGCGAGCGGCAUAGCAGAGAAAUCUUUGCAUGUUGCUGGAGAGGAGGCGAUACAAGUAUGUAACACGUUUGACUUCCAAAGAGAUGAGAGAUAAAAACGCAGUGCUUAAGAAAAAAUUCUAAGAAUAUUGUGAACCGAGGGACCAUCGGAGACGAUAGAAGCGUACGUCACGGACCUGAAAAGCAAGGCAAAGUCACUGUGAGUUUGAAAAGCUGCAGGACUCCCUGGUAAGAGGUAGAAUUGUUUGCUGUUUAAGGGACGACCAAGUGAGAGGCGGACCUCACGCUAGAAAAGGCUAUUGAUAUUUGCCUUGCCAGCGAGAUCACAUCUAGCCGAGUCAAAGCACUAAAUGAUGAAAUGGAAGUGCAUAGGAUCAGGACAGUAAAAGCAAACGGGAAGAACUACAAAAUUACUUAAGAACAGUAGGUGGCCACAAUGCAGCACCCGGAAACCAAGUCCCAUUCAGAGGCCGCACUGGUCAAGGCUGAGAUGUCAAUAGAGGAAGCCCAGCCAAGGCUCAGCGAGCACCAGGCCUCAGAACUGCUCGGCCGUCUCUUUGGGUUGACCGUGUCAUUGAUCCGCCCGCUGCCAAGCUAUCAUGACCAGAACUUUCAUGUGGUGGCCGGCGAGGGAGGCCAGUAUUUGCUGAAGAUCAUGAACUAUGUGUUGAGCCAGAGUCUGGAUCAGUAUGAGCUGCAGAACCACGCCAUGGCCUUCCUGCACCAGCAUGGUCUGCCUGUUCAGACUGUCCUGCCCACCCUCACUGGGACCAUGAUGAGUCUUGAGGAUAUCGAUUGUGGAUCUGGUAGUCAGAAGUACUUGGUGCGUUUGUUGACCUUCUUGCCUGGAACCACCAUCGCUAAUAUCCACUGUUCCCCACGCAUGCUCUACGAGGUAGGAAGGAUGGCAGCAACAACGGAUACAAUGCUGCAGAAGAUGGAGCACCCCAAACUGUGGGCCUUGCAGCGAGAGAACUACUUGUGGGGCCUGGGUAAUGUGCACCUGCUGGAGCCCUACCUGCCGGCGCUGGAGGGAGAAGACGAGCUUCGGCUCGUGAAGGACGUCAUGAAGAUGUUCAAGAGUGAAGUCUUGGUACAUAUGAGUUCCUUCCGCAAGAGUCCAAUUCAUGGAGAUUUCAAUGACCAAAAUAUCAUAGUGGAACCAGACUCUCCGAUUGGCUACAGAAUCUCUGGAAUCCUGGACUUCGGGAAUAUGAACUAUGGCUACUACAUCUUUGAGCUGGCCAUCACCAUUAUGUACAUGAUGAUCGAGAGCCAAAGUCCACUGGAAGUGGGGGGGGUGGUGUUAGCGGGCUGGGAGAGUGUCCUCCCGCUGGACGAGGUGGAGCGAGACGCACUGUACACGCUGGUACUGGUCCGAUUCUGCCAAUCUCUGGUAAUGGCUCGCCAUACAGCCUCUCUGCACCCAGAAAACAAAGACUACCUCAUGAUCACUGCACGCAAGGGGGUCCGACUUCUACCCUUGCUCUGGAAGCUUGGCAAGGAGGCUGUGCUCAGGAAGUGGGUAGAUGAUGCUGGAGAGUAUUCAGACAGGAAGUGAUGAUAGGACUGGUGUGAUGCAGGUUCCUGCUGCUUUUCGGUUCAUAUGGGUUUGCUUUAAUUAAAAUUUCACUGUGAAAUUUUAAAUAAAUCUGGUCAGACAAUAUACCACUUUUAACAGUUUAAUCUUUAAAUGAUUUCAUGAUCCCAGUGUUAUAGGGACAAUGGUUCUUUAUUUUUUGACAUAAAACAGGCUUGAGGCUCCUCACCUUCUAAGGGUUUUGGAAACAAAUAUACUCUAUGAAAGUCAGUAGGCUUAUCACACAAAGGUUCCAGCAAGCAAAAUCCAUAAAGUUCUCACCUAAAUGAGUUAACUCAGAGAAACAUUGAACUUACUAACUUACUAGAGUCUGGCUGACAGUGGAUUCGAUUCCGAUAUUUGGGAAUAAAAACAAUUCCAGUAACAAUAUACCGUUAUACAUAUACAUAUGGAUCCCUCAGAUUUGGUUGUAAAGGGAACUGUGAAAGAUGCACUGAAGACAGUAUAUUCUACAAUACUUGAAAAAUGAAUGGGCGAUGUUGCUAAAAGGAGG